Ostrinia furnacalis (Asian corn borer) is the source of this 270-nucleotide messenger RNA. RefSeq names its product neurobeachin-like. The record is from RefSeq and is a predicted model, not a curated record. NCBI's taxonomy places the organism in Eukaryota, Metazoa, Arthropoda, Insecta, Lepidoptera, Crambidae. The transcript is spliced from 3 exons. The coding region runs from base 16 to 270 and encodes 84 amino acids.
GACCUCCUGAUCGAGAUGCUGGGAGUGCUGGCCAGCUACAGCGUCACGGUCAAGGAGCUGAAGCAGCUGUUCAGCGCCAUGAAGGCCGUCAACGGGAAAUGGCCGCGGCACUCAGCCAAGCUGCUGAACGUGCUGCGUCAGAUGCCGCACCGGAACGGACCCGACGUGUUCUUCAGCUUCCCCGGACGGAAGGGCUCUACACCUGCACAUAUUUCGACGGCCGACUCCAGCGGUCGCUCGCGCCAGCCGAUCCGGGCGGUGUCUCUGUAA